Molecule: messenger RNA, 1278 nt
Organism: Planococcus citri (citrus mealybug)
Lineage: Eukaryota; Metazoa; Arthropoda; Insecta; Hemiptera; Pseudococcidae
Product: NAD-dependent protein deacylase sirtuin-5, mitochondrial-like
Exons: 6
Coding region: 265-1092 (275 amino acids)
Cellular component (GO): nucleus
Molecular function (GO): protein-succinyllysine desuccinylase activity; histone deacetylase activity, NAD-dependent; NAD+ binding
Source: RefSeq, a predicted model, not a curated record
AGAAUAAAGGUAACCUCAGCGCAAAAACAGCUCACUAAACAAGUGCGAAAUAGACUUCAUUUUUAAAAAUAAAAUUUGUUUACCUUUGUUGUUUACGAAAUCAGCUGUCACUGAUAACAAUAUUAUUAAUACUUCAAAAAACGUUCAAUUUGUAAUAAAAAUAAAGUUAAAGUAUAUCACGUUAAGUUAAAGUAAUAAAACCGUAGAAAUCAUUUUCCAAUUCCAACAUCAGCAUCGGGGAACAGACAGAACCAACGUACAAAUAUGAGCGCCGACGUAUUCAAAGGCUACCUCAAAACCCACUCCAAUAUACUGGUCUUGACAGGAGCAGGAAUUUCCGCAGAAUCAGGAAUACCAACGUUUCGUGGAGUCGAUGGAAUGUGGGGAAAGUUCCAAAUCAGAGAUGUAGCUCACUCGACAGCUUUCAGUAAACGACCUUCUUUAGUUUGGGAAUUUUACAGCUACAGGAGAGGAGUUGCUUUGAAAGCUAAACCAAAUAAGGCACAUUAUAUGUUGGCUGAACUUCAAAAGAGAUGCAUGGAAGAAGGAAGAAAUCUCAAUGUGGUGACUCAAAAUGUAGACGGGUUACAUAUUCAGGCUGGCGCCAAGAACGUGAUCGAAAUGCAUGGGUCUUUGUUCAAGACCAAGUGUACUAAAUGCAAACGGGUUGAAGAGAAUAGACGACAUCCUAUCUGUAAAGCACUUAGAGGCAGAGGGGCUCCAGAUGCAGAAUAUCACAAAGAUAUACCUCUAGAACAGUUACCACGUUGCAAACAUCCCACAUGCCGUGGUCUCCUCAGACCAAAUAUUGUCUGGUUUGGAGAACGUUUACAUCCUAAAAUCACCUCGAAGAUAGCCGAAUUAGUAGACACUGCUGAUGUAUACAUAGUAAUAGGAAGCUCUUCAGCCAGGGAGUACUUGAAUAAGCUAAAAGCCAGAGAUGCCAUCACUGCUGAAUUCAACGUGGCUCUAACAAGUCAAAGCGAUGAUUAUUCAUUCAUUUUCCCAGGUCCAUGUACUGAAACGAUACCAAGAACUUUGAAUUAUUGGGAGAAUAAUACAAGUCAGAAUGAACCUGAAAACGAGUCAUAAUUUCAUAAGUUCAACUUUCCAUCGUCGUUGUAUUUUAUCUACAGGGGGAUGAUGGGGUGAAGAAAAUGAUCAAUUUGUGUGGUGUUCUACUUGACUUUCAUACCAAGUAUCUACUGUAAUUAUAACCGCGGAGAAUGUUGUUACACAUUUUGUUAAAUGCUGAAUAAAUUAUGCGUUUUUCAUGUA